UGUCGCGGUAAACACCUGGCCGCCGUUAUGGUGCGUCGUGCCCAGAAGAAAGCGAACGACUCUUCCCGUCAGUAGCAUUAAAAUUUUCACCGCACAUUUCGGCCGUCUGCCACUGUACAGUCCCAUUCACCGGGCCGUCGCGGCGGCCUCUCCCUCUUUUGCUUCGCCGUGAAAAGCGGCUUUUUUUUUUUUACCUUGCCCGUGAAAGAAAGCUCUUGAAUCCCAAGGCGCCCAAGCAGCAAAAGCAAUUGCAGGAGGGGAGGGAAGUCGCAUCUCCUUCUCCGAGAAGCCAAAGUAAUCCCCCCUUCCCCGUUGAUCGUUCUUGGGCUUGGAUACUUUUCUCCACGCAGCAGCGCAGGCGCAGGCGCAGGAGCCUGCCACCCCCACCACCACCGCCUCCGCCACCGCGGCGCCGCUGCUCUUCACCCCCGUCCCCUUCCCCUUCCCCUCCCCCUCCCCCUUCCCCAAUGCGGCCUGCUUGCUCACGUGCUCGGGGCUAGGACCGAGACGAAGAGGGGGGAGAGAGCGCGGAAGACGGGGCCGUGCGGCGCGGCAUGAGAGAGCAGGGCGACAUGGGGGAGACGGAUUUGGAGGACCUAGUGCUCUCCUGGUCGGCGCAGGAGAUCACGGACGGCGACCUCUACGGAGGAAAGGAGCAGGAGGAGGGGGUGGAGGAGGUGAAGCAGAGGGGAGGCGAUGCUGAUGGUGUUGAUCAAAGAGACAAACCACCUCCAAUAUUUGUCCAAGAUGCUUGGAGUUCAGCAUUGUCUGAAGCUGAAGCUCGAGACCGUGGUUAUAGUCAGAAUUGCAUCGAGGAUGUUCCCUGUUUCCAAAUCGACCUCAACGACAUAUGCAGAAAAUCCUACAGUAAAUUGAUGAAUCAAAUUGAUCGGAGGAUGAAAAAAGUUAGUUCACUGCUGUUGUCAGGAACUCCAACUACACCUCCUAAAAUUCCAGGUGUUGAGGCAUUUCAUAUUGUUGAAAUCGUUGAUGCCAAAAAUGAGCAGAUUAAAGCCAUUCAAUGUUUAUUCAGAGAAUCAAGUCUUUACUUUGGCGCAUUCCGUGCACUUGGAUUAGACCCUGAUUGGUUCAUAUUUGAUGACGAACCAGUUCCACAAUGGGUUAAAGGAACCAAAAUACCAUACAGUGUUGCACAUGGUAACAUCGCUGGUGUCACAAUGGGGGAUUUUUGGUGGAUCGAUAUAUUCAAAAAUUUCUUGAAGUUUCCAUCAAUUCCAUUGAACGACGUGGUGUGGGAUCUUGAAGUGGCAAGAGCCAUAAGGCGUGUUAUUUUAGUCCUUCCGGAAGCCAAAAGGUUCCGUACUCAUCAAAAGGAGCAGCUUGACAACCAGUUUGAUCGGGCCCUCACCAAGCGCAUUCGUCAACUAAGAAAACUACAAGACUUCCACAAAUAUCUGAUAUAUAUCCUCAUCCACAAAGAGAGUUUUCAUUUUUUUACUGGUUAUUAA
Triticum urartu is the source of this 1469-nucleotide messenger RNA. NCBI's taxonomy places the organism in Eukaryota, Viridiplantae, Streptophyta, Magnoliopsida, Poales, Poaceae. The record is from RefSeq and is a predicted model, not a curated record.